Bufo gargarizans (Asiatic toad) is the source of this 8148-nucleotide messenger RNA. RefSeq names its product protein turtle homolog A-like. Gene Ontology annotation, biological process: cell-cell adhesion. The record is from RefSeq and is a predicted model, not a curated record. NCBI's taxonomy places the organism in Eukaryota, Metazoa, Chordata, Amphibia, Anura, Bufonidae. Gene Ontology annotation, molecular function: protein binding.
CUGUGAUUUUUUUUCCAGCCGCCUCCAGUCUCGGGUUCGUAUUAUGGUGGAUGGGAGUUUUCUGCUCCAACAAGUCACCCCUGAGGAUUCUGGGAAAUACACUUGCAUCCCCAGCAACGGGAUGUGGAAGUCUCCGUCUGCCUCUGCCUACCUCACUGUACUGCAUCCCGCCUACGUGACUGACAUGCCGCCAGAAACCUUCCUGCCCAUCGGAAUGAGGGGUGUGAUCCGGUGCCCCGCCAGAGACCCCCCCUUGUUAUCUGUCAACUGGACCAAGGAUGGGACUCCUCUGGAUCUUGAUAAGUUCCCUGGAUGGUACCUACAAGAGGACGGGUCUAUCGUGGUGGCCAUGGGUAAUGACGACGCUCCUGGUACUUACACCUGUACCCCAUACAACAGCUAUGGCACAGCCGGCAAGUCACUGCCCACCAUGGGGAUCUUAAAGGACCCUCCAUCGUUCAUCGAUCUCCCAAAGGACGAGUACUUCCAGGAUGUGGGGAGAGAGCUCAGUCCCUGCUCGGCAUUAGGGGACCCUUCCCCCAUCAUCCGCUGGACCAAGUUGGGGAUGCCCGGGAAAAGUGUUGCUCAAAUGGACGUCAAUGGCAGUUUGUUAUUUCGACCACUCACCAAGGAGGAACAUGGCGAAUGGGAGUGCACAGCAGCCAAUCAUGUGGCAAGUAUCAGUGCACGCACCGCCGUCUUUGUUUUGGGCACCAGCCCGCACGCGGUCAGCAAUGUUUCGGCCCAGCCACUGGUAUCGGCGGUGAACAUCAGCUGGGAGGCAGGCUUCGAUGGCGGAUACUUCCAGCGGUUCAGCGUUUGGUAUGCUCCGCUGGUAAAGCGGCUGUCACACGGUCACCACGAAUGGAUCUCCCUUUCGGCGCCGGUUGGAGCCAGUUCCUUGGUGGUGGAGAACCUUCAGGCCGACAGCCCCUACCAGUUCAGUGUUUUGUCCCAGAACAAGUUGGGCAGCGGGCCGUUCAGUGAGAUUGUGACCGCCUCUCCUCUCAGUGUCCCACCCACCACAUUGCCUCCUCCUGUACCCACCACAGACUCUAGAGAUACCCUCACCCCUCCUCGCUUCCUGGAAGCCAACGAGACGUCCCGUGGAGUGCUGCUGACGUGGACACCUCCUCUGCGAUCCUUGUAUCCUCUACGUGGAUACGGCCUAGAGUGUCGGCAGGAUGAAGGAGACUGGGAGCUACUUGAUGAUGCCAUACCCACAACGCAGACCGAGCUGCUCGUUCCCGGACUGGUUAAGGACGCCAUGUACGAGUUCCGCCUGGUGGCGUUUGCUGGGGAUUACAUCAGCGAUCCCAGUAACUCUGUCAAUAUCUCCACAGCAGGGAUGAAAGUCUACCCCUCGCAGACAGAGCAUCCGGAGGUCCAGCAGAAGUCCCUGAUGGCGGGUGUAGUUGGGGGUGCCUGUUUCCUUACCCUGGCGGUUAUCCUCAGCACCAUAGUGGCCUGUUGGAUGAACCAGCGCCGGGCCAGACGAAGGCGCAAACGGAGGCAGCAAGAUGCACCAAUGGUCUUCUCCCAACCCAAGAAAGCUUCUCCUUCACAAAAUACUAAUGGUUCUAACAGCCCCGACAGUCUCGUGAGGCUCAAGCUUCAAGUGUCACCAUAUGAAAGCUUCCGCAAGUCCCUGCACUUGGGUGAGAGGACUUUGAAUAACCUCGGUGUGAGCCAUGGAAGCAGCACGAGUGGCAAAUACACCAUUUAUGAGAGUCAUGUUGGAGAGUGCGUCCCUUUGGAGAGGAUAAGCCGCGGACCUGAUGGGCGUUUUGUGGUAGAGACAGACACCCGGUCAAACAGAGGUAGCAUUCGAGGCUUUCCGUACGUGACGGAGACUGAUCUCUAUCCAGAGUUCAAUGCCAGGGACUCAUCGGACCUGAGCCAGUGCUCACAGGCCAAAACAUACUUGCAGGUUUGCCAACUGCCCGAGCGACCUGCAGAAUCCUGGAGGGAUGAAGUGAGGAUGAGACCGAAGGCUACAGGCCAGACUCGUAAGGAAGCAAGAGAAUCUGGCCACCGACAAGGGAGAUAUUUUGGUUGCAGCAGUAGCCCUUUGGAAGAAGCCAAGCCCUUUCGAAUUCCAGAUAUUAGUCCUGUCACCUCUUCUGUGCCUCUUCCAUACAGUCAGGUAGAAGAGGCACGGUGUGGAGAAUCUGCUCAGAUGGAAGGUGAUUUGGAAAGGACUAUUUCUACACUCCGAGAAUCAGAGACUGACUGUUUCUCAUCGUUGAGCACAGUAAUUCGAGCACCUUCUUUACUGUUACAAAAACCAUUAGGUCUCAGUGACCAUGCAAGCCAACUGAGACACAGCAUGUCCACGCAGAGUGGCAUCCUCCAAUACUUGAGUUUACCCUUCUUUAAAGAGAUGAGCGUGGACGGGGACUGGCCUGUGGAGGAUGAGGCUCAGACCGGAACCUCAGAGGCAAGCUCCUCAGAGGCUGAAAAGAAAGAAUCCACCAAUAAUGUACAUCUGGAUGAUAGGACAUUAAUGGAUGUUGAUGGCACGAGUGGGGUCCGUAAAGAAGACUCUCCGUGUGCUCCCCACCAGUUGCUGUCCCUUGAUUACUUGAGCUGCAAACAAGAGCAAUCUGUGCCUGUGAAGUCCUUUCUGAAACCACCAGAACCGAAUUUAGGGCCUGCAAAAGCAACCUUACCUGGUAGCCUCAUGUGGACUCAAGCACCAGAAAACGUCGAACAUUUAAAGGUAGGGCAAAGAGCACACUGGGACCAUGGAAAUGCCCACCUGGAUAAUAGAGUUGGCCACCAUAAUCCUUCCCAUUUUGACUGUUCUUUAAAAGAACAGCCACUCUCAGUGUUCACAGACUUCCAUGCUCUGGAAAAACAAAGACCACCAGUAGAUAGAUCCCUCUUUUUGCAUGGCUCUGAAAAGAUCAUGCGGAGCAGUCUGACCAGCCAGAGCAGUGGGAGAGGGAGUGUUUCGUUCCUUAGACCCCCCUCUCUCGCACAGUCUGUGGGGGGAAGCUACCUCAACUCACCAUUAGGUGAAACCUCAAGUUGGUACAGCGGCGGGGGCUCCCAGGGCUCCAGUGCGGAGGACUACAGACACAGAAAGGACUCAUUGUUGGCUACUGUAAGCAACAGGAGGAAUACAUCUGUGGAUGAGAACUACGAAUGGGACUCUGAGUUCACCCUGGAAGUUGAUCUUCUGGAUGCUCUCCAGGUUUAUCGUAGCGGUAACAGUGGCCAAACCAUUGCCACCAUCUCUGCAGGGGAGGUUGAAAGACAAAACUUAAAGCUUUCUUCAGAGGCGGCUCCAUACCCGGCUGGUUCGGGACCGGUGGAUGCGCUGGACAGCCGUUACCCUCAGGCACUUUCCAGCCCAGAAGAGCGUUGCGCAGCAUUGAAGGAAGAGUUUUUAGAAUAUCAGAGACGUAGACAGGCAGCACAGAAAAUACACACAAGAAACAAAGACUACGACGAGUGUUUUGAACAAGCGACACUGUUAUGACCCCCGUUGUUGUUCCCUAGACUGGAACAUUCAUGCGCAACAAGACCAGAAGGGACACUGUUACUGAGGUCAUUAUCAGGGGUAUUUCAUCUCUAGUCUGAGUUUACCAAUACCGGCCAAAUAAACAGCAGGGUUAUUGUCAGUGAGUAUAACCAGAAGUGCAGUGAUCUGGGAUUGAUCACCUUGGCAUUAUGUAUGACCCCAUUGCGGUUCCACAAAGUGAAAAUGAAUGGCUACAGAUCUGUAAAAUCGUAUGAUAUUCCUCAAAUCUAGCCAAACUAAACUAGAUAUUAUUCCAUUAAGACCACUGCCUGUGGCGUCACAGGGCCUGAACUUGUCCCGUACAUGGUUCACAUGGUGACAGCCCACAUCCAUAUACAAGAUAAGGAUCAAUUCUUACAAAACAUUACUAGAUGCAUAGUUGUGUCAGAAGAAAGUGCUUGCCUCUAAAGAGUUAUCUUGGAUAAGAGUAGCCAGUUGCCCUCAGAACGGCCUCUGGAUGCCUCUCAGGGGCCCAGUUUCUAGUUUCAUUUUUUGCUGUCAUUUACUGCAUUCUCAGACAUAGUUGAGGUGUGUUUGUUUUACGAACAUCUCCGUACAUGCAUAUUGAAAGAAAUAUUAGCACUGACCUUGGUGCAAGCAUCUUUGUUGGAUUGGGGAGGGUUCCCCGGGGAGCCGAAGGCAGCUGAAAGCUUUCAUCGCUUUCCUUCUCAGCUCCCUGCCUCACAGCUUAACAUCUUCACUGCCUGAAGCCACAGUGCAUACACUAUGUGUACACUCCUUAGGGGCUAUGUUGGACCUAUUUUUGAAAUAUGGAAGGGUGGACCACAGCAACCGAUAGUAGUAUCAGUAGGGAAAGAGCAGCAAUGUGAUUGGCUGUUGUGGUCACUUUGCCCAAGGAGAGAAGGACACUUGAUAGCUAGAUGCCCAGGAUGAUGACACGGAUGAUCAUUAUUGGUCAUAUUGGCCAAGGUUUCAGAGUCUGUGGACAGAUUUUUCGACCAGCUGGUGUUAAAUGUUUAGUAGACACUUGAAGGGGUUUUAUGGGUGCCCUAUUAAGGCCUGUGGCGGAACAUUGAGGGAACAUCCUUCAUUAGUACCCCUCACUAUAUGUCAGAGCUGAAGACUGCCAGCGCCCUUAGAUCUGGUACUGGUAAAAAUUAUUCAAAAAUCAGUUUUAUACUCCAACUCUAUUAGUCAUUGACGUGACAUGAUGGAAGGAGUGUUGUGCUCACAGUAUACUUCAGAAUCAAAGCUCUGAGUCAAUCAUAAAACCUAUCUCAAAUGUUUCACAAUGAGGAGGCAUGAGGCACCAUGUGCCGCAUAGAUCUGUCAUGAUUAUUUUCUCCUCUAUGUAAAAGUUGGAUUCCGUGGAAGCUGUAGCCAUUAGGUCUGGUUGCUUCAGAUGCCGUCUAGACCUAGAGUCGAGAUUAAGAGCAGGUGGCUGUGGUUAUUAUGUACAUCAUCAUCAUUAAGCGUCAUCUACAGAUGAUGUUAUCAGAUACACAUUGAUGUUUUUCGUUAACCAAUUCUGGGACAUGUGGCAAAAAGAUCUGCUUAUGAAGGCAUUAAACUAAAAAUUGAGCAAAUUUUUUGUUGACUUCAUUUUAGGAUAAAUUAUGUAAAAUCUGCUACUGUAAGUAACUUCCACCUACCAUUUUGCAUUGAGCACAGCUUUAGGGUGCCUUCACAUCUGGCGGAUUUGGAUGCAGAAAAUUUCAGCGACUGAAAAUCAGUUCCUUUAAUUUGAAUUAAACUUGCAGAAAUUCAUGCGCUUUUCUGAAACCAAAUCUGCCGCUUGUGAGGGCACCAUUCCGUGGAUGGGGUGGAAGGUGACCGGGGAUAGAAACCUGGGAAUCCUUCUGUUGCCGUAUGGUUCGUGCUGCCACCACUGUACGGCUGCUCCUUCCUGUAUGUUUUCAUCUUUUAUUCUUUCUCUCCCAUUUGAUUUGUGGUUAGUGUUGUAAUGUUUAGUAUUAUGUUCUGUUAUUGUCUUUGUGCUUUACUUUUGCUCCUGAACGUUCAUCCAUCUUUUUAUAAGCCUCGUUUCUCAGGGCAUCUUCGCAUUCUCUUUUCUGUUGACCGCUGCCUUCCUGGGUAGCUUUUAUCUGGCACUAGUUUUAUAGACCCUCUCAUCAGUAAAGGGGUUGUCCAGGAAUUUUAUAUUGAUGGCCCAUCCUCUCGAUAGGACCUGUUUGAGCAGACCACCCUGUUAUCUAGAUCUCCUUUGACAGACUACGGUGCCAUCUUCUACUAUGCGUCUUCUUACAGAGGACUAAUUUUGGGUGGUGAUCUCAAAAUGGUUGUUAUGUAAUUCAUUCCAGUAUUUUCAUUCCCAGCUUCCCUAUUCCACCCACCGAAAUCUUAAUCUACUUCCAAUAAGGGUGGCCAUGUACAUUCGACUAAGGUCGGCUGGAUCUGCUGGCAGUCAUUCUGUCGGGGGAAAAAAAGGGGAUUGCUCAUGUUUAAUUCCAACAUACCACGACUAGAGAUGCCACCAGGAACCCCGGCAGUUAGAGAAGGUGAAUGGCCAGAUUUAGGUUUACGUGUAACCCCAAAUUAAGGCUAGUUUCACACUAGUGUUAGACAUCUCCGGCAGGCUGUCUGGAUCUGGCACUGCCCGACCCUCGCUCUAUUCACUAUAUUGGGGACCAGCAGAGAUCCGGUUGCAAGUCAGCAAACAUGCCGAGAAUCGGCGCAGUGGUUUUCAUCUGGCCGAUUCUCAGCAUAUUUGCGGAUCUCCACCGGUCCCAAUUAUAGUGAAUGAGGCCAGAUGGUGAUGAGGUAGCUUCUGGCAAUGCCGGAAUGCAGAGAGGUCUGCUGGAUCUCAAAACGCUAGUGUGAAACUAUCUUAAGUCCUUCUUUCUUCACAUAUGCUGUCCUUCGCAGCGCUUCCUCCUCACUCCUUCACAACAGCUCUUCUCUUUUCAUCUUCUCUGACAUAGUCCUCUCAUGAUACUUCUCUCCCAGGCAUCCUACUGCCAGGCUCCUAUCAGUUCAUGACUAUGUACUGUCCUAGUGGACAAUCAUCUAGCCCUUCUAGGAGUUUGUUCUCUGGUCAUCUUCAGCCCUACUUAUGGUCCUUUCACAGUUCUUCUGAUGACUGUUCUCUCCUCGAGAAAUUCCCCAUAGGGACGUUUCUUCAAGGUCUUUUACUGACUCUCUGAACAUCUUCUUUACCAGUCUUUUUGGUUCUUUGCGUUGCAUUCAGGUUAAGGUCCUCGUAUUACUCAGCAUUAAUAAAGUAAAAUGAUAGGGGGUAAAGUGCUGGGACUUCACUGGCAGCAAUGCCAUGUUUCUGCCCUAUCCGGUUUUUCGUUCUACAGUUUUUGUACCUCAGUGUUUGUGCUGUACCAUUGCCUCCUCUCUUUCUCAUACAUACUGUAUGUGUGUUACAGCAUUCGAAACGUAUUACCGUAUUUUAAACUUUAACAUGGCAAGAUUUCUAUAGACAAAGAGCUAUUCCAGUCUGAGGUGACAGUCCCCCUACUUGUUCAGAUUCUUACUCCGAUGUCCAUAGGGGGCAGUAUUAUACCAGAUAGUGCUAGUUGAGUAAACACAUCACGCUGGUUUGGUCAGGACAUCAACUUAAGGCCCCUUUACAUGAUUUAGCAGACGAUUGUCGGGAGGGAAGGCUUCCUUCCCGGCAAUCGUCUGCUCUUCACCAGGGGAGACCGCUUCUAUUACAUGCAACGAUCUCCUCCACUGUAUGAGGAGGAGCCAUCGCUAAUGACAUUGCUCGUCGCCAUACUGAAUCGUUGCUUGCCGGCAGCAGAUCAUGAUUAGAUGGCACAAUCUGCUGCCAGAAUUUCACCCGUUCAUCGGCGGCACCUUUACACUGACACAUAAACCUACAAACGCGAUUAUCUGUCCGAUUCUCAGCCUGUGUAAAGGGCUUAUCAGUAUGGAUUUGAAAUCUGCGUCGAGAAGUAACAUGUCCAUUCUUGAUGCCUAAACCAGGCAGUAACUAAAGUCUGUAAUUAACCUUGACUGAAUGGGCCUAAUCCAUGUGCAGACCCACCGCAGUGUGACCUACAGAAGAAAUCAUGUGAGGGCAAGCCUUUGAUUUCUCCUGCGGGUUCCCUGAUGGAUUUUUCCAAACGGCCUAAGAGUGGUGUGAACAUACCUUUAUACAAAGUGCAGCACAAGGAACAGACGCCCAAAAUAAUUGGGCCAUACUGAUGCAUGACGGGAGGGACCUCAUCGAUGACUGGAAUUGUCCUUUACCUAGUAGAAUGACACACCAUCCAUACGUACGAGACUUUACCAUGAGACUGGUCAUUUCCAUCUAUUCCUUGUACUGUUCACAUUCCUUGUAAAAACUCAAAAAAUCCCUUCACAGAUUUGCUCUUCUAUAUCUCGACUUGUACAGUAAACGGGGAGUAACCCAAAGACCCUUACACGAGGAAGCCAACACUUUGUACUCUCCGACUUCCUCCAAUAUUAUUAUCAAAUUUUUUUUUUUACAAAAAAUACAAAAAUUUACAUUUUCUGUAUAAAGGGAAAUGUUAAGAAAAAGGUUUUGUUUUUUUGUAUUUUUUUUAAACCGAAGUUGAAAUCUAUCUGGUACCAAUGAGAAUUUUUCUGGUAUUGUAAAAAUAAUUGUAUGUAUAGAGAAAUACAAGAUAUUUUUAUAGGACAAAUUUUUUUGCUAUUUUGGA